This is a messenger RNA of Harmonia axyridis, 1026 nucleotides long. RefSeq names its product eukaryotic translation initiation factor 3 subunit F-1 (gene eIF3f1). Gene Ontology annotation, molecular function: metallopeptidase activity; translation initiation factor activity; translation initiation factor binding. The transcript is spliced from 2 exons. The coding region runs from base 67 to 903 and encodes 278 amino acids. Gene Ontology annotation, biological process: translational initiation. Gene Ontology annotation, cellular component: eukaryotic translation initiation factor 3 complex, eIF3m. The record is from RefSeq and is a predicted model, not a curated record. NCBI's taxonomy places the organism in Eukaryota, Metazoa, Arthropoda, Insecta, Coleoptera, Coccinellidae.
GUCAUUUUUUGAUGCGAUUUUUGUAGGAAAAUUGUCAUAUUGAAAUUUUGGAUCAUUAUUUCUAAAAUGGCGUUAAACUUACAAGUUAAAGUGCACCCUGUUGUACUAUUUCAAAUAGUAGAUGCAUUUGAAAGAAGAAAUGCAGACUCACAAAGAGUUAUUGGGACUCUACUAGGAACGUUGGAAAAGGGAGUUGUGGAAGUCACAAAUUGUUUUUGUGUCCCUCAUAAGGAAUAUGAUGAUCAAGUAGAAGCGGAACUUAGUUAUGCAAUGGAUAUCUAUGAUUUGAAUCGAAAAGUGAAUUCAACAGAAGUGAUUGUAGGAUGGUGGGCCACAGGACACGAAGUUACCAAUCACAGCUCAGUAAUACAUGAAUAUUAUUCAAGAGAGUGCAACAAUCCUGUUCAUGUCACAGUAGACACUAGUUUACAAGGUGGACGAAUGGGAUUAAAGGCAUACGUUUGUGUACAACUGGGUGUGCCAAAUGGUAAACAAGGUUCAAUGUUCACCCCUAUUCCAGUCGAUGUUACAUGCUAUGAUCCAGAAGUAUUUGCUUUACAAUUAUGCCAGAAGACUAUGGGCCCUUCUUCUAAUAGACCUAGACAAACUCAUCCUGUUCAAGAUUUAGCACAAGUUGCUGAGGCUGGUAGUAAAAUGAGUGGUUUAUUAGAUCAGGUAUUAAGUUAUGUAGAAGAUGUUUUAGCUGGUCGAACCAAACCAGAUAAUGCAGUUGGAAGAUCAUUAUUAGAUUUAGUAAAUUCUGUACCUCAUAUGACUAAUGAACAAUUCUCAGAAAUGUUCAAUAGCAAUGUGAAAGACCUCUUGAUGGUUAUAACUUUGUCACAAUUGAUAAAGACGCAAUUACAAUUGAAUGAAAAAUUGACUUUGCUUACAUCAGUUUGAUGAAGUUUUCAUUUUUUUUGUAUUAAGUAAAAAUUGUAUUUUGUAUAUUGGGUUUCGAAAUUUUAUCUCAGUAUACUAAUGCAAUAAAUUUAUAUUUUGAAUAAAAUAUAUUUUUAGUUAUUA